Messenger RNA from Macroventuria anomochaeta, 1354 nucleotides. RefSeq lists its product as uncharacterized. Gene Ontology annotation, molecular function: protein binding. The record is from RefSeq and is a predicted model, not a curated record. Lineage: Eukaryota; Fungi; Ascomycota; Dothideomycetes; Pleosporales; Didymellaceae. Gene Ontology annotation, biological process: protein folding in endoplasmic reticulum. The transcript has a single exon. Bases 65 to 1033 code for a protein of 322 amino acids. Gene Ontology annotation, cellular component: EMC complex.
CACGUACACAGUCGCAACAACGGCCGCCGCAACAACGGCCGCCGCAGCAACGGCCACCGCAACAAUGGCCACCGCAAACCUCCUCGCCCCGCCGUCCAACAUCGCCCCUCCAGCCGCCCUCGCCCUCUCCCAGAAGGCACCGCUCAUCCUCUCCAACCCGCCUACCUCUUCCCUGCCGUGGCCGCUCUCCCUCCUCUUCUCGCGCGAAACGCCCGAGUCCUGGGCGAUCCACGAGAACCUCUUCCUCUCCGCGCUCCGCACCGGCGACGAGGAGUCCGCCGCCCAGCUCCUCUCGCGCCUCGCGUCCCGGUUCGGCGAGCACAACGAGCGCAUCGUCACCCUCCGAGGGAUAUACAACGAAGCCACCGCCCAGACGCCCGCCAGCCUAGAAAAAGUAUUCGAAGGCUACGAGAAGAUCCUGCGCGAAGACCCGACCAACAUCAGCAUCCGAAAGCGACGGGUCGCCGUCCUCAAGAGUCUGGGGCGGACAAGCGACGCAGUCACCGCGCUAACCGUGCUCCUCCAGAACAGCCCCACAGACGUCGAGGCCUGGGCCGAAGCCUCAGAGCUGUACGCGAGCCAAGCCGCGUGGGGCCAGGCGAUAUACUGCGCCGAGGAAGUGCUGCUGUUUGCGCCGACAAGCUGGAGUGCGCACGCGCACGUCGCCACGCUGCACUCCCUGUCCGCCUCGUCCACCAGCCCGCCGUCGCUGAGCGGGCUGUCGCUGGCAUUGAAGCAUUUCUGCCGCGCCGUGGAGCUGAACGAGGGAUACCUGCGAGCGUUCUACGGAGUCAAGAUCGUGGCCUCGAAGCUUCUGCCACUGCUGUCCGACACACAGGUCUCGUCCAGGAAGCGGGGCGAGCAGGACGAUGAGGAUGUGCCAGUUCCGACGCUCGCGAGCGUACAGAAGCUCGAUGAGAUUGCGACGAAAAAGCUAGGAGAGUUCAUUAGGGAUUUUGGGAGUAGAAAGAAGGGACAGUCUGGGUAUGACGAGGCUGAGAUCGUUGCGGCGAAGGAGCUGUUGAGCCGGUAGAACGUCAUCUGCGUGUCGAGCGCUGUUUAUGUCGAGUCUGUCCCGGCGCGUGGAGUUCAGGCGUUCAUGUAGACCAUCCAGACAUGUGGUGCACGUCGAAACACCACACACAUUCGGGAGGCAGCCCGGGUGCAGAUAAGGCUGGUUUGAUCGGCGAACACAUCUCGAUUGUCGCUCACAGUCAGUAGUAAUUACACGACACCAGUUCUUCGCUUUACUAUCAGUGGUCAAAAUCUGGUCUUGCGCCAUGAGCUCUUGCCACAGCACAGCGGUUGCCCGUUCCCCAGCCUCGUCACCUCAAGCAUCUUACCUACGUUACAG